Colossoma macropomum (tambaqui) is the source of this 1712-nucleotide messenger RNA. RefSeq names its product butyrophilin subfamily 3 member A2-like. Gene Ontology annotation, molecular function: protein binding. The coding region runs from base 103 to 1587 and encodes 494 amino acids. The transcript is spliced from 11 exons. The record is from RefSeq and is a predicted model, not a curated record. Lineage: Eukaryota; Metazoa; Chordata; Actinopteri; Characiformes; Serrasalmidae.
CCUGCACUGAAAGUGUACACCCUCCCCUGAGCAGACCACAGCAGGACGAGAGGUGAAAAGUCAGGAGGACAGUCACCCGUUCUUCCGUUCUCAGUAACAGCUAUGCUACUGAUCUUCAUCGCAUCUGCUCUCACUUUUUCAGCAGCAGAGUUCUCUGUAUUUGUUCCUAAUGGCUCAGUGUCAGAGCGACUCGGGUCAUCAGCUGUCCUGCCGUGUGGUCUUUCUCCUGCCUUGAAUGCCAAAAUGUUUGAUGUUCGAUGGCACAAGAAUGAUUACAACAACCCGGUUCUGCUGUACAAAGAUCUAAAGGUCCAGGAGAACACUGGAGAUCCUCAGUACAGAGGCAGAGCGUCUCUGAUUGGAGAACUGGAGAAAGGGAACGUCUCUCUAAAACUGGAGAACCUCACGCUGACAGAUAGAGGAGAAUAUGUGUGCUUUGUUCAGAGUGUCACUUGGUACGAGAAGGCCAGUGUAAAUCUCAUAGUAAGAGCACUGGGCUCUUCUCCUCUCUUCUCACUGGCUGAAGUUGGAGAUCAGGUGAACGUUUCCUGUGCAUCAGGAGGAUGGUCACCAAAGCCCACCCUCACCUGGAGGGACAAAAGAGGAAGAGAACUCACAACCAGCCAUAUUCAUUACAAAACUGACCCUGAAGGGUUGGUCAGUGUGAGCUCUUGGCUGCUUUUCUCUCCGUCUGAGUCAGAGUGGAUCUCCUGUUCUGUGGGUUUAUCUGAUCAGGAGAUGAUAGACAGCCGAGUGCUGCCAGUCAAAGGAUUCUGGAGAGAGGCGUUCAUCUCAAUUCUUGUAUUUUCAUUGAUCAUCAUCGUCAUCCUCACUGCUCUUCUUUUAAAAAGACAAGGUUUUCUACCACACUGCUCAUUUCAGAAAAACGCAAAGGCAACAGUCAAUUUGUGUGAAUCUGUUCCAGCAGAAGCGCUUCCUCUUACAGGCACAAGCAAAAUAUCAGAGGAAAAUGGUGACUCCGUGAAGGAAAAAAUAGCUUCAGAUUCUGGACCCCACACAGGUGUCAGCUCACAGUCCUCUGUAUCUGCUAAAGAGAGGUUACUGGUGUGGAAUAAGCUGAAAAAACAGAAAGUGAAGCUCAUUGUAGAUCCAGGCACAUGUCACAGACCUCUGACAGUGACACAAGAUGGAACCGGUGUGUAUUGUGGACAAGUGAACACAUCCAACUCUGCAGACACAUUUCCUCACGUUCUGAGUAAAGAAGGAUUCUCCUCAGAACAGAAAUACUGGGAAGUUACAGUGGAUCUAAAAACUAAGUGUAAGCUGUCAUGGUGUGUGGGGGUAACACAAAAGCCCCCCACUAAAGAGACGCUCACAGCUCUCUAUUAUGAAGAACGCUGUGGUAUUUACCCCAGUACUGACCCUCACAUUCAGAUACCUGCUGAAGAUCACGUUACCACCCUGGGCCUGAUUUUAGACUUCAAACACAAAACUCUGUCCUUUAUUAAUGUAGAUAAACAAUCUCACCUUCAUACUUUUAGAAUGAAUAACAUGAGUAAUAAUAAAUAUUUUGCACUAAUGAGUCCAGGAAUAAAAGAUUGCUACCCUGUAAGUUUUCAUAAUUAGUAAUGUGAUGUGAACUAAAGAUGGACUCCAAGGACAGUGGACCUCAUUCACUAACAGUUAAGAAGAAAUUUCGGUAACACUUUCUAUGAAUGUCACGUUUGUAAGCAUCUAUAAACACAUAACAU